AUGGGUAUUCUCCAAACAUGGUUUAUUGGAAUAAAAAUGUCUCCUAAAAGUAAAGCAUCUGAGGAGGAUUCUAAUCCAGAAGCUCUUAAAUCUGAUUCAGAACAACCAGAUGAUGGAAAAGAAAGUGGGGCUUUGGAAGCCAAGAUGUCUUUACUCAAUGGUAUUACAGUUAUAGUGGGUUCGAUUAUCGGUAGUGGCAUCUUCGUCUCACCUACUGGUGUACUAAAGUAUACCGGAUCAGUUAAUGCUAGUCUUUUAGUUUGGGUGGCAUCGGGUAUCUUCAGUAUGGUAGGCGCAUAUUGUUACGCGGAAUUGGGAACGAUGAUACGUGUAAGCGGUGCAGACUACGCCUACAUCAUGGAGACGUUUGGUCCCUUCGCUGCCUUCAUAAGAUUGUGGAUAGAGUGCAUGAUAGUCAGACCGUGUUCGCAGGCGAUCGUGGCAUUGACAUUUAGUGUGUACGUGCUCAAGCCCAUAUUCCCAGAAUGUGACCCUCCAGAAGACGCUACACGGUUAUUAGCCGCUUGCUGUAUAUUACUACUAACAUUCGUCAACUGCUGGUCAGUGCGAGCCGCCACGAGGGUACAAGAUUGGUUCACAUACGCGAAGUUGCUGGCCCUCUUCAUCAUCAUAGCCGCCGGUAUCUACCAACUGUGCAGAGGAAAAGUAGAACAUUUCACGUUCGAAGGCACCACCAGUGACGUGACAUCGAUUGCGCUGUCGUUUUAUUCCGGACUCUUCGCUUAUAACGGAUGGAACUACCUCAAUUUUAUAAUAGAAGAGUUGAAGGACCCGGUGCGGAACUUGCCGCGCGCCAUCGCCAUCUCGUGCGCGCUCGUCACCGUGGUGUACACGCUCACCAACGUCGCCUUCUACACCACUCUAUCGCCUACUGAGGUAUUAGGGUCGGCGGCGGUGGCGGUGACGUUUGCCGAGCGCCUGUUCGGAUGGUUCGCGCUCUCCAUCCCGCUGUUCGUGGCCGCCUCUACCUUCGGCGCCGUCAACGGCGUGCUCUUGACUUCUUCUAGACUGUUCUACGCGGGCGCGGCGCAGGGGCAGCUGCCCGCCAUGCUCACGAUGGUGUCGGCGCGCGCCACGCCCGCGCCCGCCGUGCUCGCCGUCGCGCUGCUGUCGCUGCUCUACCUCACCGUCUCCGACAUAUACGCGCUCAUCAACUACGUCGGCUUCGCCACAUGGCUGAGUAUCGGCGCGGCGGUGCUGUGCCUGCCGGUGCUGCGCUACACGCAGCCGCUCCUCGAGCGCCCCAUCAAGGUCAACCUGUUCUUUCCCAUAAUCUACAUAAUCUGCACGAUCCUGGUGGUGGCGUUCCCGGCUUGGGCGUCGCCCGCCGAGACAGGCGUGGGCUGCCUCAUGAUCCUCACGGCCGUGCCCGUGUACCUGCUGCUGCUGGAGCCCCGCACCAGGGUCGAGGGACUCGGCUUUAUUACCGCCGCUGCUACACGUUUAAUACAGAAGUUAACGCUUUCUGUUCGGCCAAAAAUAAAG
Messenger RNA from Brenthis ino (lesser marbled fritillary), 1506 nucleotides. The record is from the annotation of a GenBank genome assembly. Lineage: Eukaryota; Metazoa; Arthropoda; Insecta; Lepidoptera; Nymphalidae.